Messenger RNA from Meriones unguiculatus (Mongolian gerbil), 1141 nucleotides. It is a transcript of the gene Thoc7, whose product is annotated as THO complex subunit 7. Lineage: Eukaryota; Metazoa; Chordata; Mammalia; Rodentia; Muridae. The record is from RefSeq and is a predicted model, not a curated record. The transcript has 8 exons. Bases 102 to 893 code for a protein of 263 amino acids. Gene Ontology annotation, biological process: mRNA export from nucleus; mRNA processing. Gene Ontology annotation, cellular component: THO complex part of transcription export complex.
GCGGGGCAGCGCCCGCCGGGAUCCGGGCCGCGUGGGGCGGGGGCUCCCGGGGCGGCGCGUGGCGGGCAGCGGCCGGGCCCGCUCGCCGCGCCCGGGGAGCGAUGCAGUGCGCGGACGGGGCCGCCUGCGGGGCUCCCCCGGCCAGGCUGGGGCGGGCCCAGCGUCGGGGCGCCGGGCCCCGGGCAGCCCCAGAGCUCGGCGCGCGCUGGGGUGCGGGCGCGGAGCCGGGGGUGGCCUCCAACAGGCAGAGGGGCGACUGGAGGGCCGGUCGGGAAGUGUAUCUGGGCGACUUACAAGACGAAGUUAUCCGGAAGCGUCUUCUAAUCGAUGGAGAUGGUGCUGGGGAUGACCGGAGGAUUAACCUCCUAGUGAAGAGCUUCAUUAAGUGGUGCAACUCUGGAUCCCAAGAGGAGGGAUAUAGCCAGUAUCAACGUAUGCUGAGCACUCUAUCUCAGUGUGAAUUUUCAAUGGGCAAAACGUUGCUGGUAUAUGAUAUGAAUCUCAGAGAAAUGGAAAAUUAUGAAAAAAUAUACAAAGAAAUAGAAUGUAGUAUUGCAGGGGCACACGAAAAGAUUGCUGAGUGUAAAAAGCAAAUUCUCCAAGCAAAACGAAUACGAAAAAAUCGACAAGAAUAUGAUGCUUUGGCAAAAGUGAUCCAGCAUCAUCCAGACAGGCAUGAGACAUUGAAGGAGCUAGAGGCUCUGGGCAAAGAAUUGGAGCAUCUCUCACAUAUUAAAGAAAGUGUUGAAGAUAAGCUGGAAUUGAGACGGAAACAAUUUCACGUGCUUCUUAGUACCAUCCAUGAACUUCAGCAGACAUUGGAGAAUGAUGAUAAGCUGUCAGAGGUGGACGAAGCUCAAGAAAGCACCAUGGAAGGAGACCCUAAGCCAUAGACCCGCUGACCGUUGCUAUUCGCAGGAAUAGUGAAUAGCUGUACAGGCUUCGGGGGCUCAGUGUGCUGGGCUUUUGGGAUACUUCAACUUUGGUUGUGAAAUAGUUUGCUUGAAAUAGUUUGCUUUUAAAUAUUAACUCAUGUCUCAUUUUUAUUUCUUUACACAAAGAAAAUGUGUUCCAUGUAUGUGUGUUUUUUUAAUGUAGAAAUCAACAUCUGAAAGUAUUUAAUAAAAUGUCUCAGGCUGGA